ACAGGAAGACGAAAAUGUUAUGCAGCGUUAGUCAUCUAUUCUCGUGCCGACUUUGCGAUUUUUCUGGUGCUUUAUUAAUAAUGCAUGAAGGAUUUAUUUCCCAAUAAGGACAGGGAGCCAAUUAGAGACAGGCUGAAAACUGGUAAGACACCCGUAGAGUUGAGAGGAGUCGGGUGCGGCAGCCGCUAAUGAUAGCUAGCUCGAUAUGGCAAGUUCCUGUAUUAUUUGAAUGUGUUAACAGGAUGAAAUGCCCUCACGACCAUGGCUUAAAAACAUCUCCUUGACGUUAGAUUUAGCAAUGUUAGCCAUCAGAUCGUCAGAGGAGGAGUCCACUGAGAUUGAGGAGAUGGACACCUCAGAGCCCAACUGGUGCUGGUUCUACUUGGCUGAGUGUGGAGUGUGGCAUAUGUUUGAGAUUGAUCCCAGUGCAGCCUGCUCUGUGACCAGUGCUCAGAUUGAGCAGUGCUACAACAGAAACCAACGCGGCAUUAUGGAAUUCUACACGGCAAAGUAUACGUACAGACUGGACUUUUCAGUUAUGCGACAGAUCAAUGUCACAACUGGGAAGCAGCGGCCAAUCAAACGCUCCCUCCACUCUGCGACUGGCUUCAGGUUUAUUUGUGAUAAUCUUGCCUUGCCUGUUCCUUGUCAUUGGGAGAGAAUCAAUACAGAUGAGCCCUAUCAGCUCAUCCAGCUUGGUAGAGACACAUAUGAGUUUAAAGAAGUAGCCAGACUGUAUGAAAGGACAAUGGACCAUCCAAUCAAAUCCAUCCAGAGGAUUCAGAACCUGGACUUAUGGGAGUUCUUCUGCAGGAAGAAAACACAGUUGCGAAAAGUCAAGCGCACAUUGGAUAUUGAGGAACGAAUGCUGUUUCAUGGCACAGGACACAGCAACAUACAAGCUAUAUGUACUUUUAACUUUGACUGGCGGCUGACAGGAAGCCAUGGUGAUGUCUAUGGCAAAGGGAGCUACUUUGCCCGGGAUGCCAAAUACUCCAGUAAGUUCUGUCACACCACAGGGAAGCACAACACAACCCUGCAAAGACAUGGACUUGCCCCACCAAUAUUUGCUAGUGAGCCGCCGUAUAAAACCAUGUUCCUGGCCAGAGUGCUUGUUGGAGAAUACACAGUGGGUCAUCCUAUGUACUGCAGACCACCCUCCAAGGAUGCCAGCUUCACCAACUUUUACGACAGCUGUGUGGACGAUAUGGCCAACCCAAAGAUUUAUGUAAUUUUUGACAGCAAUCAGAUUUACCCAGAGUAUCUGAUUGAGUUCUACUGACGCCUAACAAGAAGAUAUGUGCUUUUAUAUAGAGGCUGGAUCUCAAACAUGGAAAUAUUUCGGAUACAGAAUCAGAUGACAGGAUGAAAUUGAAAAGACAUAACUGGAGCAUUGGUCAUCUAAAGUGCCUUUGGGGAUAUUGGAUAAUCGAGAAGACAAUAAAGACUUUGUGCAGUUUGUAUACUGUACAGUCUAUUCUAAGACAGGACCUUGUGGCUGGAAUGUUUCUGUGACGUAAAAAGUGUGAAAACACUGACCGAAGAUGAAUCUGUGUGGCAAUUUUGUAUUAAAUGCAGAAUCUGUGCUUGCUUGUUCAAUAUCUGUUGUUUAAACUAAGAGCGGCACUCGCAGCCUGUAGGUUAUAGGUGAUGUCCUGCCAUCAGCCACAGCCCUUCCAUUACAUCCACAGUGCCACGCAUGAGCUUAUUUACAAGUCAUGUAGACGGAAUUCCAAAUGACAAAAAUCAAAAACACACAACAUGUUCCCGCUCACUCAUUUAGCACCGUGGUCUUUUAGUGACAUCAACAUCUGUGUGUACCUAGUACAAUGUAUUAUGUAGGCAUGGAUUUUUGUUUUUUGUUUUUAUUCAUAAAAACACUUCUACCUCUGAUUUUUUUUAAACCAUGCAUCAGUGCACUUUUCCCCCUUUCCAUGAAAGGUUUUGUGAUUGUGUCACAAUGACAUAAACUUAAGUUUUAGCAUUACAUGUGGAUUCAUAUCAUCUGAGUGUGACGUCACCACCACCUGCUAACAUCUUUCUAUAAGGAAUAAGCAGGAAAUGUUUGCACCUUGUGUAAAUGUAUAAAAAAAGAAUUAAUGUAGCCAGCACAUGUAUAGUACUGUAAUGAAAAUAACCACACAAUGUAAUAUUGCUUUGCUGUGUGCAGUUGUUGAGUUCAUUGUAUGAUUGUGUUUGUGUGUUUUUGCGCAAUCGAGUCUCUAUAAGUUUACCACAAGGUAUUGUAACAGUACAAGAAUGGAUCUUGAGAAACUCUUGCAUUUCCUUAUUGUAAAUGCGGACAAGUGAAGAAAACAACCCAAUGUCUUCAGUCAUGACACUACAGCUGUGUGUGUGUUUGAGUGAGCAGGGGUGUGUGAAGCUAUAUGUAUGUCUGUAAUUUGCACAUGUUUGAACUAAUAAACUUUUAAACAUAAGCAUCAUAA
This is a messenger RNA of Seriola aureovittata, 2447 nucleotides long. RefSeq names its product protein mono-ADP-ribosyltransferase PARP11-like. The record is from RefSeq and is a predicted model, not a curated record. Bases 248 to 1282 code for a protein of 344 amino acids. The transcript is spliced from 8 exons. Lineage: Eukaryota; Metazoa; Chordata; Actinopteri; Carangiformes; Carangidae. Gene Ontology annotation, molecular function: NAD+ poly-ADP-ribosyltransferase activity.